AUGUAUAUUCGCAACGUUGUUCUCGCCGGCCUCGCCGCCGCCAGCACCGUGCAAGCCUUCAAUGAAACCGUUGAACACGAUGGCUGGAUAGUCGAGUACCCGGUUCCGGUCGCCCAGAAGAAGCGUACACUGUCCGGUAUACUCGGCGUUCUCGAGGGGCUCCUCCCAAAGCCGUCUUCGCCUCCCGCCCAGGGAGGUACUUGCCCCCCCAUCUGGACGCAAAUCUCCGCCACCCUCACCCAGCAGUUUUCGGCAAACGGCCAGUGCACAGAUGCGGCCAGAGCGGCUAUCAGAGCGGCAUUUCACGAUUGCUUCCCGGGAGCUUGUGAUGGCUCGCUCAUCCUCGCCAAUGAGUGCGCUCAGCCGGUGAAUGCCGCCAUGACGCGCAUCUGCAGCAACCUUGCAAACGUUGCCUCGCAGACCAAAGUGGGCGUGGCCGAUCUCAUCCAGUUCGCUGCUGCACACGCCAUCAAGACAUGUCCUGGCGGCCCCAUCGUCCCCGUCAAAGUAGGCCGCAAGGACUCCAGCGUGGCAAACGACAUUGCCAUUCUGCCCAGCGGCUUUGCCCGGGGAGACGACCUGGUCCGGCUAUUUGGAUCCAAGGGGUUCUCGCCCGUCGACCUUUCCGCUCUCAUCGGCGCUCACAGCACAGCCAAGCAACAGGGCACCGAUCCGGCGCGCGCGGGUGCAGCCCUCGACACCACGCCCGGUGCCUGGGACGUCAAGUACUACAGCGAGACGCUUGCGGGAACCGCUCCUUUUACCUUACAGUCUGACAAGAACAUUGCACGCAACCCUGCUACGGCCCAGUCCUUCCAGCAAUUUGCAAGGAGCCAGGGAGCGUGGAACGCUGCUUUUGUCCCGGCCAUGGUCAAGAUGAGCAUGAUGGGUGUAAAUCCCGCUGGCUUGAUCGACUGCACGAGCGCGCUUCCUGGCGGUAACAGGAAGAGGGAAGAGGAGGAGGAGGAGGAGGAGGAGAGGACCAUUUUUGGUCGUCUGAGAUUCUAGAUCUUGACAUGCCAACUUGCCAUUUUUCCCUUCAUCCACAUUACGACUGUUUCCUGUUUGUUAUAUCGUCUACUGUG
Exserohilum turcica Et28A is the source of this 1085-nucleotide messenger RNA. RefSeq lists its product as uncharacterized. The transcript has 2 exons. Gene Ontology annotation, molecular function: heme binding; peroxidase activity. NCBI's taxonomy places the organism in Eukaryota, Fungi, Ascomycota, Dothideomycetes, Pleosporales, Pleosporaceae. Bases 1 to 1008 code for a protein of 335 amino acids. The record is from RefSeq and is a predicted model, not a curated record. Gene Ontology annotation, biological process: response to oxidative stress.